Messenger RNA from Papaver somniferum (opium poppy), 2097 nucleotides. RefSeq lists its product as uncharacterized. Bases 1 to 2097 code for a protein of 698 amino acids. The transcript has 3 exons. The record is from RefSeq and is a predicted model, not a curated record. NCBI's taxonomy places the organism in Eukaryota, Viridiplantae, Streptophyta, Magnoliopsida, Ranunculales, Papaveraceae.
AUGGCUAACAAAGAGAAACUCCAAGAAAUCACCACAACCAUUAAUCAAAACUCUGAAUCUAUCACCGAAAUCAAAUCAGAAGUGGGUUCCAUCAAAGAUGAAAUUAGUUCCAUGAAGACUUCUGUUAACAACUUAGAUUCCCGACUUCUUUCUAUCUUCGAUCUACUUUCGAAUAUUCAACAUCAAGGUUCAAAUCAUCCUCCAGAUCGACCUUCACCUGGUGAUUCUCAUUCUAAUGGUGAUUCUUUCGACGACAUCCGUCAGCUUAUCCGGAAUAUUCAUCCACCCAAUACUGGUAAAUUCACUCGAACUCCAAAGGUAGAUUUUCCUAGAUUCAAUGGUACAAACCCUCGUGGAUGGGUUCUGAAAUGUGAGAGGUAUUUUCACCUUCAUAACUUUCCUGACGAAGAACAUGUUGAUAUGGUUGUAAUACAAUUCGAUUCUCAAGUUGACUCGUGGUAUCUAAACUACCAACAAGGUAAAGGAUCUAUUCCUUGGUCUACUUUUGUUCAGGAUUUAUAUGCUCGUUUUGAAGAUGUUGCUCAUGAUAACUAUGUGGGAAGUUUCAAUAAAUUGUCUCAAACAACCACAGUAAAGGACUAUUAUGAUAAAUGGGAGCACUAUAAAAGCUAUAUGGUAGCUAAUAAUCCAUCACUUCCUGAUAGUUUUUAUACACUUAGUUUCAUAAGUGGCUUAAAGGAGGAAAUUCGUACUGUUGUGCAAAUGUUUAAACCAGAAGAUACUUCCACAACCUUUUAUCUGGCUAGAUUACAAAAAGCUUCCCUACAACAGCUACCUAGCCCAAUUAAAUCAUUCUCUAAGCCAUUUGCACCUACCCCAUUAUCUGUUUCACACCCACCCUCCACUGUCAAACCUUUUUCUCUUCAAAAUCUACAUUCUCAAAAGAAAGACAAAGGGUUGUGCUAUAAUUAUGACAAAUUAUAUAGACAAGGUCAUAAAUGCAAAACUCAGCAGUUACUCAUGUUGAUUGCUGACGAAGAACAAGAAGAGCAAGGAGCUUUAUCCACUGAUGAAGUUAGUGAUACAUCACAUUCCGGUGGAGAUUCCCCAAUCGAAAUUUCUUUACAUGCCUUAACAGGGAAUAUUGCUCAUGAUACAAUCAGAAUAUCUAGACAUCUUAACAAGCAUCAUGUGACUGUUCUUAUUGAUACAUGCAAUACGCACAGUUUUAUUGAUGUUACAUUGACCUCAAAAUUGGGUUUACAUGUGUCUCCUACGGGACAAAUGCUUGUUACAGUUGCUAAUGGUGAUAGCACAGUAAGUCAAGGUAUCUGCCAAAACCUUACUUGGGAGAUGCAAGGCUACCAAUUCUCAGCAAAUUUACGGGCACUACCUCUAGGUGGAUGUGACAUCGUCUUGGGAGCUGACUGGCUUCGCCAACUUGGUGAUGCUGCAAUAUCACUCUACAGGGUAAUCAUUAAACCUUCUCUCAGCUUAAUUAGUGGUUCUUCUUUUGCUAAAUUCCUCAAGAAUAACACACCCACAAUUAUUGGCCAAUUCUUUUCAAUAUCAUCUACACCCAUCACACCCCCACCACCUGCAGUCUCCACACUUUUAGAAAGUUUUGCUGAUAUUUUCGCAGAACCAACUGGCCUUCCUCCAUCUCGAUCACUUGACCAUAAAAUACCUCUUAAAACUGGCUCAAACCCUACUUCCGAACGGCCUUAUAAAUGCACGUACAUACAUAAGUCUGUGGUUGAGUCCUUAGUUUCUGAAAUGCUAUCCAAUGGUGUAAUCCAAAAUAGCCAUAGUCCAUUUGCUGCUCCUAUCCUCUUGGUCAAAAAGAAGGAUGGCACCUGGCGUUUUUGUGUUGAUUAUCGCAAGCUUAAUGACAUUACGGUUAAGGAUAAAUUUCCAAUACCUCUUAUUGAAGAACUACUAUAUGAGUUGAAUGGGGCUUUAGUCUUCUCAAAGAUUAAUCUGCGUUUAGGUUAUUAUCAAAUACGACUUUAUGCGCCUGACAUAUACAAGACUGCUUUUCGCACUCAUCAUGGCCAUUACGAGUUCAGGGUCAUGCCAUUUAGGCUUAAUAAUGCCCCUGCAACUUUCCAGGCCCUCAUGAAUGAGGUAUUUUAG